Molecule: messenger RNA, 1386 nt
Organism: Anoplophora glabripennis (Asian longhorned beetle)
Lineage: Eukaryota; Metazoa; Arthropoda; Insecta; Coleoptera; Cerambycidae
Exons: 6
Coding region: 1-1386 (461 amino acids)
Source: RefSeq, a predicted model, not a curated record
AUGAACGAAAGACCUUUAUCAGGAGGAGGAUGGGCACGAGGUGGCGCUUCCGAAGUUGUAAGAAGAGCGCACCCAGCGUCUGGAGCUCAAUGGAAUGUCCAAGUCGUGAGAGGAAAAGUGAAUGGAAAAUGUCUGUGGAACGCCUGUAAAGCUCUUAGUUUAGGCCUAUUGCUCAUGGUACUGGGUGCAGCUAUGGCCACUAUUGGGUAUUAUGCAGAAGAUUUAUCCAUUGCUCAAGAGGUGCGAGGGAAUCAUACCGUUAGGGUAAAAAAUGAAUCCCGAGGAUUUCACUUAAACAAUCUUUCUUAUGCAGGACCCAUAGUUAUGGGGGUCGGAGGCUUCAUUGUGGUGGCAGCUUGCGUGAUGACUUUUGAAGCUCGCGAUUCAGCAGCAAAAGUUGUGCCUGCUAGAUUUAAGUUAAGUACAACUGGCCCCCCGAGCGCAGUGUGCGCUCACGGAGGCUACAGUAGACACGGUUCCUUAAGAACUUCAGGAUCACAGACUGGCACUACCGUUCAACAUACGCAUCAACAUUCCCAUUAUCACUCAUCAACUACCGACAGGCGCGCGUUGACGCAGUCUUUCAUGCACUUUUCAAGGGGCCUUGCGUUAGAGACUCAACACAACAAAAAUAUGCUCAAAGUUCCACAGGGUUCUAUAAACAGAAGUCCAUCCGCUCCCGAUCUUAUUUUAGAACGUUCUGGAAGUGUUGAACAAACGUCGCCAACGCUAAACCGAAGUACGGUCAAUAAACCUAAUACAAAACCGAAGACUUUCGCGGCAUGCGCCUUGCUGAACCCAGGACUUUUGCACAGGCAUGCUCUGUCUGUUGACGAGACUGGUGCAAAUUUUAGGUUAAGCAACGAGUCAUUACAUCCCACUGGUAGCCAGGGGUCGAUGGCAAUGGACUUACAUCUAGAAUGUCCGGUCACUCUGAGAAUUAAGGACAGGCGAAGAAAUCCGCUAAGAAGGCAAAGGCGGGUGGAGGAGGACGUCAAUCAGUCCGGUGACGAAGGCUACAGGAGGACCUCCCAUUCGUGCUCGCCCAGAAUGCCAUCUCAGACUUUAAAAGAAACUACUAAAGGUGGCUCAGCUCAACAACUUCCCACUCACUUCUCCCACUGCCCGGUCAAGAGGCGUAGUUCAAACGCCUCUGACUGCACUCACAGAUCCAGGACAAGAAAAAGAGAGUGCUCUCAUGGCAGGGGACGUUUGGAAAGGGCUAUCAGUUCAGAUUCUAGACUAACAGGUGCCAUUCCCAAAUGUUACCACCACCACCACAAUACUUCCACUCAGAACUCGACAGAGCAGGAACCCGGAGGGUCCAGUUCCGACACGGAUAUACGUCGUACACCGCACACUGUCAUACAUUUUAGCCCACAUUAA